UGAAGAUUAUGGGCCAGAUCUAUAGGUCGUGCUUCCGGGUGCUUGUCUGGUUAGGUUGCGACGACCUACCCGCAUGCUCUUCUCUGGACUUUGUCUGCGAGAUUGCAAACGAUGCCCUUGAAAGAGGUCUGCAAAGGAAGAUCUUUUCCAGCGCUUGCAAACCAUACUGCUGGGCGACGUGUUCAUAAAGAAACAUGAUAUAGCCAUGCAUCGGGACGAUGAGCAGUUGGCACUCAGGCAACUUUACAAGUACCUCGGAAGCUCUUGGUUUUCACGGGCCUGGGCCUUCCAAGAAGUCGUUCUACCGUUACGCUCCGGCAUCCUUAUUGGAAUCUCGGCCAUUCCUCUCGAAGGCCUCUACUGGAUAUGCGGAAUGAUCGAUUGGAUUGAGAGGGAGGGGGUAUUGCCGCCGCCGGUUGGCCCCGACGACAUAACCCUGUCUUCCCGCGGCCGGAGAAUAGUGCCAAUCAUGCAACGAACCUGGAAAAGCUUGCAUCUCCCAGAGGAUCCUCAGUCAGUACCGUACCAUAGCAUCACGCAGUUGCUGUCCUCUAUCUCGCCGAAUAUGCAGACUUCGGUUCCUCAAGAUCGUAUAUACGCAUUCCUGGGUCUCAACCUUGACCCACGCAUAGUAAUCGAGCCAAACUAUCGAGAUUCUGAACUGGAAGUCCAAGUUUGCACAGCAAAGGCAAUUGUUCAAGGGUCUAAUCGACUGGAUAUUUUCGAGUGUCUUUGUCGCGCAGGAGAUCGCGACCAAGACUGGCCUUUCUCCAGAAGAAGGCCAACUUGGGCACCAGAAUUUACUCGCGAGGAGCACCUCAGUUCAUUCUCGAUAUCAGAAGCUCUGUCACGGCAACCCCAGGGAGGAUCCAACAUGUAUCCUCGUAUCGGCAAGUGUGAUUCAAAGACACUGACUGUACAUGGGCGAAGAAUAGACCGUAUCAGGAGCCGAAUUGACCCCAUGGAAAGAACAUACUUCGAUUUCUCCCACUAUGUCACCUCGGCCGUUCAGGGCUGUGAACCAUCGCAACGCCAGGUGCCCCGCCCAACAGCACAGACCGUGCUCGCAGCAAUCCUGGCCCAGGGCCAUUGUGACAAUGGCCUGGUCGCCCGCUGCUUCAGCAAGACUGAGCUCCUGGGAGGGAUAUUGAUGUCAGUCGUCCGCCUCUACCUCGACAGAAUAGAAACCAAAUCCGGAGUGAAUAAAGAAGUGGUCACAUUCCAAUGUUGGGAGGAGCUCCAAGAGGUUAUAUCCUCUCUUUAUCAUGUUGCGUACAAACACUAUCUUUCUGUUACCGACGAAGGACGGAUGGCGCUGGGGUGCACGCUAGAACCAGGUGAUGAGAUCUGGGUGCUCCACGGAUGUACUAAGCCGGUGGCACUGAGACCUGCAAAUGAGGGAACGUAUUGUGUGCAAGAGACGUGCUUCUUGGAAGGCUGGAUGGAUCCGUGGGGCGCCGGUAUGGUUGACUGGGGCGAAGAGGAUGGCGUGGAGUUAAAAUUGGUUUGAGCCAUCCUCCAAGAAACCCUUGGAGGCCGCCAGUCAGUUCCCGUGCAUGUAUCCAUCAAACCAUUGAACAUCCUGAUGGUUGUCGCCAAUCCCAUCCGCAUUGAAUACCUUUUCCCUAUCCGCCGUAGCACCUGUCAGCCCCGAAUUGAGGCAAUGCGGGUUGUAACCUAUCAUAAAUCGAAAGAGUGAUUCUAGGGGGGCAGUGCCAGCCUCUUAAAC
This is a messenger RNA of Canariomyces notabilis, 1729 nucleotides long. RefSeq lists its product as uncharacterized. NCBI's taxonomy places the organism in Eukaryota, Fungi, Ascomycota, Sordariomycetes, Sordariales, Chaetomiaceae. The transcript has a single exon. The coding region runs from base 206 to 1510 and encodes 434 amino acids. The record is from RefSeq and is a predicted model, not a curated record.